Aspergillus pseudonomiae is the source of this 1205-nucleotide messenger RNA. Its product is annotated as SSH4 family protein. The record is from RefSeq and is a predicted model, not a curated record. Lineage: Eukaryota; Fungi; Ascomycota; Eurotiomycetes; Eurotiales; Aspergillaceae. The transcript has a single exon. Bases 167 to 1111 code for a protein of 314 amino acids.
UCAAACCCCGCGAUUGUUGUGCUACAACCUACUGUAACUCGGUGUCACAUCCGCACUUCAGGAACAAAUUCAACGAGCUGCACUCUGAGCAAAAAAACUGAUUGCGCUGUUAUACUCACUUCAACCUCUUAUUGUUUCUUGUACAAGCCUAUCGUAUGAACACCGAAUGGCUAAUGAAAUUAAGAAUGAGUCGAAAGCGCCACCAGCUUAUGGCGAAGAAGCUGCCGCCCAAUACGGCUCAAAAUCUCCUCCGUACCAUAACUGGCAGGAGGCUGUACCUGAUACCGCUACUUUACCACCACCGCCAGCAUUAGGCUUCUUAUCGUCGAGAAACGGGAAUGCCUCUGGGGAUGAUGCAGAACGUGCACAUGAAUUUUGUGACAAGUUUCCUCUAAAUCUGCCUAUUAAGCCAUCAGCCACUGUGUAUACGUCUGUACAAGAGCAUGAUCUCCGUCCUGUGCUGCCAAAAGAAUUUCAUGGUACCUUUGCCUUUGUUUCUCAGGGCUGCUGGAAGGGAUCUACCAGGGCUAGAAAUGGUGAUACUUUGAUAUCAACAAAUCUUCCACUCUAUUUUCCCACUUUGGAGUCACCUUUCGUCACCAAGAAGGAUAAAACUAUAUACUUCGAAGUCAAACUGCUCGGGCUCUGCGAAGGGCCGGGGCCGGGAGCAGUAUCUACUGAUUCCAGUGGGUUCUCUAUUGGGUUUAUAGCGCAUCCGUAUCCGUAUUGGCGGUCUCCCGGCUGGGAGAGAGGAAGCAUUGGCGUAUUCUCUGACGAUGGAUGUCGUUUUGUCAAUGAUUCAUGGGGCGGUAGAGAGUUCACAAGUGCAUUCGCUGUGGGUGAGACUGUGGGCUUGGGAAUGACGUUUCGUCGCCCUGGCAACUCAAGCACAAAUUUGGAAAGCAAAAUUAAGAAGUGUAGAGUUGACAUCUUCUUUACUCGAAAUGGUUGCCUGGUAGGAGGCUGGGACCUUCACGAAGAAGUUGAUGAAGACGCUGGAAGCAUCGAGGGAUUAGAGGGAGACUUCGAUCUUUACGGUGCGAUUGGGUUGUUUGGAGGUGUAGACUUCGAGGUAUGCUUUAACCAGGCAGGUUGGUUAUGGAAGAUAUAGUUCUGCUAAAGCUGUUAUCGCCUACAUCGUCCUGCAAGAGAAAUAUAGUGAUAAAUUAACGAAUUUAGCUUAAUAUAACCGGCAGUCCUAUUUG